Messenger RNA from Cladophialophora psammophila CBS 110553, 984 nucleotides. RefSeq lists its product as uncharacterized. Lineage: Eukaryota; Fungi; Ascomycota; Eurotiomycetes; Chaetothyriales; Herpotrichiellaceae. The coding region runs from base 1 to 984 and encodes 327 amino acids. The record is from RefSeq and is a predicted model, not a curated record. Gene Ontology annotation, molecular function: mRNA binding; enzyme activator activity. Gene Ontology annotation, cellular component: P-body. The transcript has a single exon. Gene Ontology annotation, biological process: deadenylation-independent decapping of nuclear-transcribed mRNA; deadenylation-dependent decapping of nuclear-transcribed mRNA; positive regulation of catalytic activity.
AUGUCGCAUCGUCACAAUUAUCGACGGUCGGGAAACUCGCGGCGACAGCAGUCCGUCGACUUCCCUCGUUAUCCUCCUCUGUCACAACCGCAGACAGAGCUGCCGACGUCAGCCCUUGCUCCUCCUCCGCCGACUCCCCCUUCUGCUCCUCCUCUUCACGCACCCAUUGCUGUACCUCCUGCGCAGCCUGCGGUCCUCGUCUCAGACUACGAGUCCGACAACCAAGGCUAUCAGUCAGACUACCCCACAAAACCACCUCCUCCCAAUCGCACCAACGAAGAACUCAAUCUAUCAGUGCUCAAACGACACAACCCUCAGAUAUCUUCGAUCCUCUCGAUAGCUCCUUACGCCGUAGUCUACGAGUUCUCUCCAUUACCCCAACCUGAAUGGACAAAGACAGGAGUAGAAGGCUCCUUAUUCAUUUGUGAGCUCACUCCUGGAGCAUUCGGCGAAGACAGGUAUUCGGCCAUUGUGCUCAACAGGAGGGGCUUAGACAAUUUCGAAGCGGAACUUAGAGAAGGUGAAAAUGCCGGCGUCGAGAUAACAGGGGAAUAUGUCAUCAUCAGCUUCAAGGAAAGCUAUGAGCAAAAGAUCUACGGUGUCUAUAUCUUCCACGACGGGCCCGGGACCUCAACUGAAAACGCCCAGAAGCUGAACGGCGAUCUGAUGAAGUCUCUGGCCGACCAUGCCGGAGCGAGUAGACAAGCUGCCGAGGUAGCCGCUGCGGCUGCCACCACACAACAUACGAAUGGACACAUGUACCAAGCUGAGCAGACAUUACAGGAUCAGCACGCAAGUGCACCUACUCCUGGUCAACAAAUCACUCUCCAGCAACUUUUUGGUCAGCAAAGGGCGGACGACGCAGCCUGGAGUGUACGAGCACAUGAAUAUGAUGGUCGAGUCCUUCCUCCAUCACAACCGGGGCUGCAAGAGCCCGAUGUUCUCAGCGAUCUCUUCAGGAAAGCUGGCUUCGACACAAGAUAA